Molecule: messenger RNA, 941 nt
Organism: Thunnus maccoyii (southern bluefin tuna)
Lineage: Eukaryota; Metazoa; Chordata; Actinopteri; Scombriformes; Scombridae
Exons: 3
Coding region: 275-916 (213 amino acids)
Source: RefSeq, a predicted model, not a curated record
AGAGGAGAGCACAUCAAUUUAGAUUUGAAUUGGUAUACCAAUUCAAAUCUAAAUUGAUGGGAAAUUCAAAUCUGGGAUUUCUCUGACAAACUUCUUUUUUGUCUUUGCGUUUUUCUGGUGAUUUUUAGCUGAUUUUUCUUUCUCUCCUCUGAUACUUUUAGCUGGUGUUGAUGUUGGACUGAACUGAACUGGACUUGAUUUUAGGACUUCUGAGCAGAAUCCAAUUAACAAAAUAUUACGAUUCAGGCAAGGGGAAAUAGCAGAUUCUUCUUCCAUGGCUACUUCAUUCAACACUGUGCUGUUCCUGUCCGUCUGUCAACUGUUUUCUGCCUCUGCAGACCCAGAGCCACAAAAGAAAACAACAUAUCUUGGAGGUAUAGUCACUCUGCCAUGUAAAGCUCCAAACAACAUCACCAUAGUAGCUGUAGAGUGGAGCAGAUCUGACCUCCAGAAGUACGUCUUCUUUCAGCGAGAUGGGCACUUGAUUACUCAAGACCAAGAUCCAUCUUUUGUGAAACGGGUGGAGCUGACCAACAGUGAGAUGAAGGACGGUGACCUAUCUCUGAUUCUGAAGAACGUGUGCGGCAAGGACAAUGGAACAUACGAGUGUCGCUAUGUAGGGAUUGAAGGAAGACGCUGGAAGAGAGCUGAUGAGAGUAAGCUCAUCAGUAUCAUCAAGCUGGAUAUUGAUCAAACAACUGAAAACACAGAGAGAGGACAUUUGGGAAUAAUUCUGCCAGUUUUUGCUCUGAUUGUCCUUCUUGCUGCUGUUGUUGGUUUUGUGAUCUCCAAGAAACCUACAGGACGUUUUCCAGUCCAGUCUUUUGGUGAAGCAGAUGUCCAUCAGCAGCUGCAAGAGAAAGAAAACAGUCAAAGUAAAACCAUCACUCUUAACAUCUCUGACAUUCAGGUGUAAAAACCUCCACAGCAACCUGAAUACU